AUGCCCAUCCCCAUCCCCAUCCCAAUCCCAUCCCCAUCCCACCCCAUCCUCAUCCCCAUCCCCAUCCCAUCCCCAACCCAUCUCCAUCCUCACCAUCAUCUGCCCAUCCUCAUCCCCAUCCCAUCAUCCCCAUCCCAUCCCCAUCCCACCCACGUCCUCAUCCCCAUCCCAUCCCAUCCCCAUCCCCAACCCAUCACCAUCCUCACCCCAUCUCCAUCCUCAUCCCCAUCAUCAUGCCCAUCCCCAUCCCCAUCCCCCAUCCCCAUCCCCCCCAUCCCCAUCCCAAUCCUCAUUCCCAUCCCCAUCCCCGUCCCUAUCACCAUCAUCACCUAUAUAAACCAGGAGGUGAGCACCCGAUCAGCUGACGCCUAUCAGAGUCAAAAUGAUGAACGGAACCAAACGCCGUCUGACCAGGAGGAGAGGGGGCAGUGGGGGAACAAGGCGGAGUUCGUCCUGUCCUGCAUCGGUCUGUCCGUGGGGCUGGGCAAUGUCUGGAGGUUCCCCUACCUGGCUUACAAAAAUGGAGGGGGUGAGUCCCACUGA
Messenger RNA from Haliotis rubra (blacklip abalone), 543 nucleotides. RefSeq names its product vegetative cell wall protein gp1-like. The record is from RefSeq and is a predicted model, not a curated record. NCBI's taxonomy places the organism in Eukaryota, Metazoa, Mollusca, Gastropoda, Lepetellida, Haliotidae. Bases 1 to 543 code for a protein of 180 amino acids. The transcript is spliced from 2 exons. Gene Ontology annotation, biological process: sodium ion transmembrane transport. Gene Ontology annotation, cellular component: membrane.